UUGAUAAUGUUUUAAUUAUAUUAUACUCAAAUCAUUCGGUCGAUAGUAGUCGAUCUGUGAAAAACGGACAGAGAUCAUUGCAUAACUAAUGUUGAGAAUCUUUCGUUUCCGCGACGUUUGGACCAAAUGUUAUUCGACACGGACGUAUGCGCAAAAAAUAAGUGGAGAAGUUGAAUUUGAUUUAAAAAAAGCAAUGGAAAAAUUGCCACCUGUUAAGCCGCCAGGCCAACCACCCAAAAUUUGGAAAUCGAUUGAAAAAGUGACCAAGGAUGGCAAACCAAUGAAAUUCACGAUUCAGGAGAUUCCUGAAGACAGGUAUGAAGAUGCAGUCCAACAUAUGUGUGCGUACUUUUUGGCCGAUGAACCGACUUGUCAAUGUUUGAAUUCGAAAGAUGACCCCGUAUUUGUGCAAGAUAUAAGUACAAUAUGGCGUCUAAUACUCGUAGAAGGCAUAUCCAUAGCUGCCUUCACUGAAAAUCCCAACGGCGGAAAACCUAUAAUCGCCGGUAUGAAUGCCUUGGGUCUUGAUUUUAAGGAUCAUAAAGAUAGUAUUUCAGAGUACAAAUUUAAAUCAGAAAACUGCAAAAAUACAUUCGCAAUCAUAUCUGAUGCAACAAAGAUAGUAUACGAACAUUAUGGAGUGGACAAGUAUCUGUAUGCUAUCGGACUUAGUGUAGACCCCGCUUAUCGAGGAUAUGGCCUAGGAAAAGAUAUUCUAAAAAUCAGGGAUCUCAUUGGCCGUGAGUAUAAUAUUCCGGCGACAGCCACGGUAUUCACAUCGAUAAUCUCGCAAAAAUCAGCAAAGGGUGCAGGAUUCGAACUAUUAAUGGCGAAAGAUUUUGUCGACAUAGUGGACGAAAAUGGAAAGGAAUAUUUCCCUGGUAUUAAGUCUAAAACGUUUGAAGUUAUGGGAAAAAGAUUAUUUUAAUACAGUUCUGCGCACUCAUGAUGACACGCAAUUACACGCAAUUAUACAAAGCAAAUCUCCUAAUUUGCUGAAUUGAAUUAUUAUAAUUUUUGCAAGCAUAAUUUUUUAAUAUUUUUUAUAUAUCAUCUCGUGACUGCGUAAAGUAAUGAUAAAAUUUUUUUUUUUUUGAUAUUUCCAGUAUGUACAUUUAAUACAUCUAACACAUUAUCAGCUUUUGUUAACGCACAUUGAUAUUUAAUCGCACUUCCGUUCCGAUAAACAGCGGCAUUCGCGGUAAUUACAAAUGCAUUUGAAAUACAUAGGCAUUACAAAAUGUUAACUACAUACCAUGCAUAUACGCAGCAAAAUGUGCGGGUUGUACGUUACGCUAUCACGUCGGAAUAUGCCAAGAGAUUUAUGAUACCAUGUCGACCACCGCGUGACUAGAAUUUUAUGAUUUCGAUCUAUUAAUGGUGUCUACAAAAAAAAAAUCUAAUUUACAAAUCAUAAGAAAUAAUGUAUACACUUCCCGCUGGAUAUAAUUAUAUUAUAAUAGAAUGUUAGUUUUCUUAAAUUUAAUGCAGAAUUACUACGAUUUUACUUCCCAAACUAUAAAUUCAAUUCUUUAUCAUUUUCCAUUAUAUUUUGCUUAAAUAUAUACUAUAGGUAUUAUUAAAUCUAUGUUAAAGAUUAUCAUAAAACACGAAAUGUACUUGCAUGCAGAAAUAAAUAAUUUUAUGUUGUAAAA
Molecule: messenger RNA, 1655 nt
Organism: Cataglyphis hispanica
Lineage: Eukaryota; Metazoa; Arthropoda; Insecta; Hymenoptera; Formicidae
Exons: 4
Coding region: 89-928 (279 amino acids)
Source: RefSeq, a predicted model, not a curated record